AUGCCAAUGUUUCGUCUCAUACGACCACGCAUGGCCGGCGGCGAGGACCGCCUCAGUGCACUACCCGACGACCUCAUCCGCCUCAUAGUAGGCAGGCUGGACACCCGCACCGCACUCUCCACCGCCGUCCUGGCCAGGCGUUGGGCGCACAUCACCAGCGAUCUGGCGGAGCUCGACUUCACGGUGAGCGACAUACUCCCGACCGAGUACGACCGGACCGUCGCCCUCCGAUGA
Triticum turgidum subsp. durum (durum wheat) is the source of this 234-nucleotide messenger RNA. NCBI's taxonomy places the organism in Eukaryota, Viridiplantae, Streptophyta, Magnoliopsida, Poales, Poaceae. The record is from the annotation of a GenBank genome assembly.